GCUCUGCUUCAAGCAGAUACUCGGGGCGGCCCAGCGCAGGACAGACAACGCCCUCUCCGCCGGACUCCAUUCCCCGCUGUUCGGUUCCCGACACCCGCAAUCGUGGAUGGUCGAGAUGCUGAACCGCGACUGGGAGGCCUACCCGGUGGCCGUCCCCGUUCCCUGGCAGGGCCACAUGUACUACGCGGUGUCGUCGCACAACGCGUCGGACUUGUACUUCUGCAUCACGAAGGGCCCCGACGGUGACACGAUCGACUUUCAGUGCAUCGGACUGUUUCUCAAGAAACUCGAACUUGGACCGGGCUCGUGGAACUAG
This is a messenger RNA of Symbiodinium sp. CCMP2592, 316 nucleotides long. The record is from the annotation of a GenBank genome assembly. NCBI's taxonomy places the organism in Eukaryota, Dinophyceae, Suessiales, Symbiodiniaceae.